Molecule: messenger RNA, 681 nt
Organism: Nerophis lumbriciformis (worm pipefish)
Lineage: Eukaryota; Metazoa; Chordata; Actinopteri; Syngnathiformes; Syngnathidae
Source: RefSeq, a predicted model, not a curated record
AUGGCGAGCGGGCAUCCCACAGACAAAUUCAGUUUCAUGUAUCAACCAGACACGCACAAGAGCAAAAACAGGUUGUCUUCAGCCAUGAAUCCAGUCUACAGCCCUGUUCAGCCUGGAACCCCCUAUGGAAACCCCAAGAACAUGGCUUUUGCGGGCUAUCCAGGAGGGUAUCCCACCACGGCACCCACUUAUACGCCAAACCUAUAUCAAACAGGAAGCCCUGGGUAUCCACCUGGAUAUACUGCAGCUGGCACCCCAUACAAAGUUCCACCUACUCAGUCAAAUGGAGCACCCCCUCCUUAUACCCCAACCCCGACACCAUACCCGACAGCCAUGUACCCUAUCCGCAGUGCCUACACACAGCAGAACUUGUACGCACAGGGUGCAUAUUAUACCCAACCGGUGUAUGCAGCGCAGCCACAUGUGAUCCAUCAUACCACGGUGGUGCAACCAAACAGCAUCCCUUCUACGGCCCUCUACCCAGCCCCUGUUCCUGUACCUAGUCCUCGUAAUAACGGCAUGGCCGCCAUGGGGAUGGUAGCCGGGACAACCAUGGCCAUGAGUGCAGGGACACUGCUGACGACACCCCAGCACGCACCUAUCGGAGCACACCCCGUUACUGUGCCCACUUACAGGCCCCAGGGCACACCCGGGUACAGCUACGUGCCACCUCACUGGUAG